This is a messenger RNA of Phytophthora nicotianae INRA-310, 183 nucleotides long. RefSeq lists its product as hypothetical. NCBI's taxonomy places the organism in Eukaryota, Oomycota, Peronosporomycetes, Peronosporales, Peronosporaceae. The transcript has a single exon. The record is from RefSeq and is a predicted model, not a curated record. The coding region runs from base 1 to 183 and encodes 60 amino acids.
AUGUGCCGCAUAUACGGUGCCUUUGGCGCUGCUAAAACCUCGCGCCCCGGUCAUGCCCGUUAUGAAAGUGACGGUCUCCAACAGAACAAUAUGACUCGACGAUUCCAAGUCGCGUCACCUCCUCCUGAGAACGAGCCGGUGAUGCCCGAGUUCCAAGCACAUUCUCCAAACGGGAUAAAAUGA